Condylura cristata (star-nosed mole) is the source of this 1367-nucleotide messenger RNA. It is a transcript of the gene HMGCLL1, whose product is annotated as 3-hydroxymethyl-3-methylglutaryl-CoA lyase-like 1. Bases 114 to 1136 code for a protein of 340 amino acids. Gene Ontology annotation, molecular function: hydroxymethylglutaryl-CoA lyase activity. Lineage: Eukaryota; Metazoa; Chordata; Mammalia; Eulipotyphla; Talpidae. Gene Ontology annotation, cellular component: endoplasmic reticulum; cytosol. The record is from RefSeq and is a predicted model, not a curated record. Gene Ontology annotation, biological process: L-leucine catabolic process; ketone body biosynthetic process. The transcript is spliced from 9 exons.
CCGCACGCGGGAGGGGCGCGCUCCUGGACUGGCGCAGUCGCCCCGCUGGGCGCCCGCGCGCGCCCCUCUCCUCCCAGCCCCUCCCAUAGCCAUCUGCCGCUCCAGCCCCCGCCAUGGGGAAUGUGCCCUCCGCGGUGAAGCACUGCCUCAGCUACCAGCAGCUUCUUCGGGAGCAUCUCUGGAUCGGUGAUUCAGUGGCUGGGGCCCUCGACCCCGCGCAGGAUACAUCCCAGUUACCUGGACUCCCUGAGUAUGUGAAAGUAGUAGAAGUUGGACCUAGAGAUGGAUUGCAGAAUGAAAAGGUUAUAGUUCCUACAGAUAUUAAAAUUGAAUUUAUCAAUAAGCUUUCCCAAACUGGCUUGUCAGUCAUAGAAGUGACCAGCUUUGUGUCCUCCAGAUGGGUGCCACAGAUGGCUGAUCACACUGAAGUGAUGAAAGGCAUCCAUCAAUAUCCAGGUGUUCGAUAUCCUGUCCUUACACCUAAUCUUCAAGGUUUUCAUCGAGCCGUUGCUGCUGGAGCCACUGAAAUAUCAGUUUUUGGUGCUGCAUCUGAAUCUUUUAGCAAGAACAAUAUCAAUUGUUCUAUUGAAGAAAGUAUGUACAAGUUUGAGGAAGUCAUUAAGUCUGCAAGGAACAUGAAUAUUCCAAUACGAGGGUAUGUGUCUUGUGCCCUGGGCUGUCCGUAUGAAGGAAGCAUCACACCACAAAAAGUGACAGAAGUGUCUAAGAGAUUAUAUGGCAUGGGCUGUUAUGAGAUUUCCCUGGGAGACACAAUUGGAGUGGGGACUCCUGGAAGCAUGAAAACAAUGUUGGAGAGUGUCAUGAAAGAAAUCCCACCAAGUGCUCUUGCUGUUCACUGUCAUGACACAUAUGGACAAGCCUUAGCAAAUAUCCUAACGGCCCUUCAGAUGGGGAUUAACGUGGUAGACUCUGCAGUAUCUGGAUUAGGUGGUUGCCCUUAUGCAAAAGGUGCUUCUGGGAAUGUAGCCACUGAGGAUUUGAUAUAUAUGCUAAAUGGCCUGGGGCUCAAAACAGGUGUGAAUCUUUACAAAGUGAUGGAAGCUGGUGACUUUAUCUGCAAAGCUGUGAAUAAAACCACAAACUCUAAAGUAGCUCAAGCCUCCUCGAAUGUUUGAUGUGCAUUUGUGACUCAAGGCAGAGAAGAUCCAUUUCAGCUACAAAUAUUCAUCUGAAAAUCAUUACUGUCAACUUGUUCUGAAAUGUUAAGUAGCAUAGACGAGUGGGAAAAAAACACUUUUAAAAAGAAUAUAACUGGAUGGAUUAUGAAGUCAGCGGAAAGUAAUGCCAGUCGUCAGGUAAACUGCAAGUUGAAACUAAAUAAUAAAAUUUGUAGAUGUACUUUUGAA